UUUAAGCAAACUUUUGUGACAGGAACUGCCUAAUCUCACAAACAUAGGUAAGACUGGUGUUCAGUGUCAAGUGUUUCUAUCACAUGGACACAUACCCUGGAAAGUAGAGGAAAUUCCUCAUCUUCCCAAUCACCAGACAAGAAGACCACAGACAUAUAAUGCAACUAGUAGAACCUCAGAGUAAAAUGCAAGGAUACCAGCAUUCCCAGAUGAUCCCAUGGGUUGUUGCUGUUGUUCUCAUCUCACUUCUCAGUGCCUGUUUUAUUGCAAGUUGUUUGGUUACACAUCACAAAUUUCUACAGUGUAGGAGAGAAACAAAAAUACUUCCAGAGUACCAUAAAAAAUUGAUAUGUACCCGAGAAGCAUCAGGACAGAAAGGGGGUACCUGGACUUGCUGCCCUGUGGGUUGGAGAGUCUUCCAGUCCAACUGCUAUUUUCCUUUCCAUGACAACAAGACCUGGGCUGACAGUGAGAAGAAUUGCUCGGGGAUAGGGGCCCACCUGGCAAGCAUUGUCUCAGAAGCAGAGCAGAACUUCACAACUAAAAUUUUGAAAGAAUUAUUUUCAUACUUCAUCGGACUUAAAAGUGAAAAUGGAAGAGGUCAGUGGCACUGGGUGGAUCAGACACCAUUUAACCCACACAAGGCAUUUUGGCUUGAAAAAAUCAAUAAUAAGCAUAAGGAAGAUUGUGCUGUCCUUGUUAAUGACCAAAACAUAUGGGGCUGGAAUGAUUUUCCUUGUAACGUGAAGACAAGUAGGAUUUGCAAGAUACCUGGAACAGUGCUCAAGUAAAAAUCUACAAAGUGGCCUGCCUGAUGGAGACAGAAAAGAACCAAUGAGAUGUCAGCAUGUAUAUCCAUAUCAAAAUAGAGGAAAGAUAUUGUGUCAUGGGGUGUUGUCAGUCAAAUGGUUUUACUUAUUUUUGUUUAAUUCAUUCAAGGUGGCACCAAUGUGUAUUGAAUGUAAUAUAGUUUGAAUGGAGUUUUGAUAGAAAAAAUUCUAUGUGUGAACCGGUUUUCCUUAUUGUUUUCUGUCUUGAUAAUAUUACAAGAUAUUUACUUUUAAGUUGGUUUACAUUGAUUUCGUAUCUAACACAAUGGCUGGAGUAAUGAAAUUUGUUAUUUUUCUGAAGUUCAAAUUAUUAACUCUUAAAACACAAGUGUAAGACAUUUUAAUUGGCAGUGGUAAAUACAUUUAACCCAAAUUAAAAACAUUUUAAAAUUAUUUUAGAAGUAUAAGUUUACUAUGUGGUGGCCCAUUGCCAAAAUUUUUAACAUUUCUUUAUCCUAACAUUCUGUGACCAGGUUUUAUUCCAGAGCAACAAUAUAGAUUAGUUCCAAAUUAUGGUAUUACACAGAGAAAUGGAAAGGAUUAUUUCUUACUCUAUUCUAAAUGUCUCUUUAAAGCAGGAAGUCUUAAGGUGGUAGAUAAAUUUCUUUUCAGUGAAAAAGUUCAUUACAGACCACUGGAAAUGAAUCCAAUUAUGUAGCUGAGGAAAAAAAAUCCCAGGGAAGCUGAUGGACUCACUUAUGUGCUCCUUGUGAGUCACAGGGCUAGGGUCCUAUCUAUCCAUCACUAGAGAUGAAUAAUGCAUUGCCUUUGAAAUUGUAAGUGGAUUUGUGAGCAUAUCUUGGCCUCUUUAUUAUGAUCUAAAAGUUCUUAAUUACUUAAAAUUGCACUUUAUUGAUGUUUCAUUUAGAAUGUUAAUUAGACUCACAUUUUUGUUAUUUUGUUAUAUCCAAUUUCAAAAUAUAUUAGUCUUUCUUAAAAUUUGCUGAUAUCCCUUUGUUCUAAGAUCCAAAUUUUUGAAAAGCAGCUUUUUAAACUAGCUUGUCAACCAUUAUUUAAGAAAAGCCUAAUAUUUAUUUUGUAAAUCAGUUAUUGAUUUUCUGUUUUGAGACUCACUGUGGAUUAUGUGUGAUGAGAAAGGAUGAUAAUGAUGAUGGCAAUGUCUAUAUGUACAUUUAAAGUAUACACUUAACUCAGAUAUUUUGAAGUGUUGCUAAAUAACUGUGUUUUUCAUAUUCACUAAAGUAAAAACACAAAACUUGUUGAAGCAACUUUGUGUAGGUUCAGCUAGAGUGUGUGUAGAAAAUACUCAUUGUUAAUUCAUAAAAAGUUGUAUACAGAGAUUAUACAGUCAAUAAACUGUGAUCUCUAUGUUACUUCAUUCAUCCAUGCCCAUAUUCAUAUCUAUAAUUUCUUUUCCACAAUUUGGCCAUCUUUCCUCACCUCCAAUACUAUAACCAUACUGAAGCCACUAUUUCUAUCACCUGGGCUAAUGAGCUGGCUUUUCUAUGGUUUUCUCUGUUUUCACUUUCAAUCUCUUCAACUGUCACAGAAAUUUUCUUAUUCUUUGUGAUUUCUUUAAGGUUGACAAUGACUUAAAGCAAAUAGAUUCCAGCUCUUCUAGUACAUUAUACUGACCUUAAAGCUUAAAAGCUAAAGAAUUUUACAUGGUGCUAUUAUUUUUGAAAGAAUAUUGUAUAAAUAUUUUUAAAAGAAAAUAAUAAAUACAUCAAUAAAUGUAUGAAGCAAACGUAUCAUCUACCCUGAACCCCAUUCUCCUGAUACCUCAUCAGAGUAACUAUGACUAUCAGAUUUCAUACAGAUUUCCAUAUAUGUUAAUGGCUACAAGUGGCUGUGUCAACUACAUAUAAAGUGCAUUAUGGAUAUUAUAAAG
Messenger RNA from Cavia porcellus (domestic guinea pig), 2682 nucleotides. It is a transcript of the gene Clec4d, whose product is annotated as C-type lectin domain family 4 member D. Lineage: Eukaryota; Metazoa; Chordata; Mammalia; Rodentia; Caviidae. The record is from RefSeq and is a predicted model, not a curated record.